Molecule: messenger RNA, 1320 nt
Organism: Labrus bergylta (ballan wrasse)
Lineage: Eukaryota; Metazoa; Chordata; Actinopteri; Labriformes; Labridae
Product: calmodulin regulator protein PCP4
Cellular component (GO): cytoplasm
Molecular function (GO): calmodulin binding; calcium ion binding
Source: RefSeq, a predicted model, not a curated record
CAGCGCGUGUGUGCGCGCGGAGGCACUCAGACAGACAGAGCGAGAGAGAAAGAGAAAGAGAGAGAGAGAGAGAGAGAGAGGACUGUACCAGCUGGUAGCUACGCAUCAACCUGAACAGGAUCCCCACAGAGACGCACACCGCGCAGCCAUGAGCGAGAGACAAGCAUCUGGAGCUACGACUGGAAGCAGCAAGCCGUCUGCUGGCCAAGGGCUCCAAGGUCAACAAAAGGUCCCAUCCAAACAUGAGAAGAAGAACAACCUCCCGCAGGACUUUGACAUCGACAUGAAGGACCCGGAGACCGAGAAGGCCGCCGUGGCCAUCCAGUCUCAGUUCAGGAAAUUCCAGAAAAAGAAGCAGGAUGUGAAGUCGUAGAGCGGACGGCGUUCAGCCGUGUCCUCACUCGAUGUGGGCCGAGUCUUGCAUGUCAAUCAAACUGCACCGUCAUGAACUGAGAAAGAGGGUGGGGGUGAGGGUCUUGAAGGCGGAGGUGAGGGGAGGGGAAAGGGGAGGCCUGAGGGUAAAAAGUAUCUCUGUGAAAGUUUGUGUGAAAUUACUUACUUAUAACGACUAAUAUAUAAAAAAAUAAUCAAGUUCUGAAUGUGUGUAUUUCAAUCUUUCCUUUCAUUUUGCUCUUCUUUGACUUUGACUUCGAUGACACUUCAUAGUUUAGCAGCUUAACAUUUCGUACAAAACUUUCAGUGUAAGAUACUCAUGAUGACAGGAAAAUAAAAAAACAUCUCAUUAAACGUUGAACAGCGUUGACUUAAAUUCAGGAGGAAUAUAAAGCCACAUGCAUCUCUGUAAUUGAUUUCAUCAACUCUGCAGAGCGUCGUUAUCUGAACAUGUUUCUGCUCGUCCGGACGUCUGUUAAAAGCGCGCGCCCUCUGGCUGUGUAAAAAUGAUCCCACGCAGUCAGCAGUGCUUUCAUGCUGAACGACUGUUGCUUUUAAAAAUCAAAUCAAUGUCUAAUUUGUAACUGGAAGUCAGAGGUCUCCCCUCCAUCUUGUCUUAUUUUCCAUCUGAAGACGUGAACCUCUCUGAGCUGUGUGUCUUUGUUUCGGUUGUAGAUGUCGUGUUUGUGAUUUGGUUCAGAUCGUGUUUUUUCUCUCCUUGUUUUUUCUGUUGUGCAAAAUCCAUUGUGGUUUAAACAAUGUCAUUGUUCUGUUGGCUCACACAUGUAUCCUGUACAAGCACAUUCAAAUAUGCAUGCAAGCUUGCAGAGAUGGACACACACAUACACACACACACAUGCAUUUACAUACAAAGAGAGAAAUAAAUAAAGACAUUGAAACGGAGUACAAGUUGUUCCUCUGCAAUGA